Molecule: messenger RNA, 7587 nt
Organism: Sinocyclocheilus anshuiensis
Lineage: Eukaryota; Metazoa; Chordata; Actinopteri; Cypriniformes; Cyprinidae
Product: muscle M-line assembly protein unc-89-like
Exons: 1
Coding region: 149-7141 (2330 amino acids)
Molecular function (GO): protein kinase activity
Source: RefSeq, a predicted model, not a curated record
UUUAUGGCUUUGUGACUUGAUGCAUGCUUUAAUAUAUCUAUUAAUAUUCUAUUUGAUAUAUAUUUCAGUUUCUUUAGCAAACUGUGCAUUUUGUUGAAAUUUGUCUCCUUUUUUUCCAGAGUUGUUUUAUAAUGAAGGAACUGAACACAUGGAAAAAGGAAGACCACAAUCUAGUGCAUUUUCAGACCCAGAAGAAAGUUUAGAUCAAGGUCUUGUAGCCCCAUCUGAAAACAUUAAACCCUCCUUCACCAAAAAGCUGAAAUUUCAGUCUGUUGUGGAGGGUGACACUGCAGCUUUUAAGUGCAAGCUAGUUGCAAUGCCACCUCCAACGAUAUUGUGGUUUCAUAAUAACAGACAAAUACAGAAGGAGCACCAUCGUAAAAUAUAUACAGUUAGUAAAAUGCAUAUGCACGCAACCAGUUUAACAAUUGAGGGGAUUAAGGAAAAAGAUUCAGGCAGUUACAAAGUCAUGGCAAUUAACACCGAAGGAUCUGCUGAAACCACAGCAUCACUUCUUGUAUCACUGAGGGAAGAGCAAGAUGUUACUUAUUUCAGUCAUUCUAGAUCUUCAAACAAAGCCCACUCGAGCUCUGAUUCAUUAGCUGAUUCAACAAAAGAAAGAACAUUUAGAGUAGAUCUAAGAUGUGUUGGCUCUCCUUUUGAUAAAACAACUAAAGGGCAAACUAAGGGACGUCAUAGAUCAAAAAGCACUCUGUUCCGAACAAUGUAUUUUAGAACUUCAUCCCCAUCAAGAACAGACAGGGACAGCAAGUUUGAGACCGCAUCUGAACGUGCACGCUCUCCAACUCCGAUGUAUGAGAGAUACGAGAGGUUCAGUGAUCGAUACAGUGAUAUAUACUGUGACAGAUUCACAGGACAUGACCGAUACAGUGAUAGGUUUAGUGAUAAAUUCAGUGACCGGUGUAGUGAUAGGUACAGCGACAGAUUUAGCGACACAGACAGCCUUCAUGGAGAGGUUAAAGCAAAACUCAGUCUCUUACAAAAGGCUGUCAAAAAGAAAAAGAGACUUUCUAUUUCUACAAUGUCCUCAUCUGAGUUUGAAGUGGAAUCAGUUACAAGUGAGCCUUGUUACACAGAUUACGUUGAGAGACUCAGAGUCAAGCCAUCUACUUUGCCUGAAGUUCAACAUGUCAUUCAUCCUGGUGAGCAAGGUGAAAGUGGUAGAGGUUCAGCAGAAUAUCAGAGUAGACUGGAGAGAAUUACCGGAAUUCGCUCCCAAUCAACUGAUCGAAGAGUUAGACACUCUUUUGAGCCUCAGUCAAGAUCUAGGGCACUUCGAAUGAUGAAGGGUGAACCUCCUCUAGAAGAAACUUUAAGAAAAGACGUUCAAGUUGAUGUAUCUGAUGCACGGAUGGAUCAAAGGAUCACAUCGAAAGAGGAGUCAGAAAAGGAGAUAAAAUAUGAUAUUUUAGUGCACAAAGAUGAUGCUAGCCUUUGUCAGUGGGAUGAUGAGGGGCAGACUAAGGCAAAAGAACCAUUUGUCUUGCAGUGGUUAGAGGCAGGAGAAGCUUCUAAACAAGCGAGCAAUACAAAGGAGAUAAGCUCAUCACACGAAGAGUCAAAAGAAAAAGAGUCUUCAAGAGCCAAGGCAGUGAAGCCAAUGAAAGAAAUAUUUUUUGGUGAUGAAGGUAAAACGGUUCCUGUACAGAAAUUAGAACAGAGAGCUAUGUCUGUGGAAAACAUCCUUGAGAAAAACCUAGAGAGUGAGUGCUUAGAAAGUGAAGAUCAGUUCUUAGCUCAACGCAUUCGAAAAUGGCAACAAGAUGUGCAGUGGGAUGAAGCACAACAGGUCAAGACAAAGGAACCUUUUGUGUUGCAGUGGUUAGAGACAGGACAAGCUUCCAAACAAGUCAGCAGUACAAAGGAGAUCAGUCCAUCACAUGAGAAGCCAGCAGACAAAGAGUGUACAAGAGCAAAGGUAGUGAAGUUAAAGGAGGAACAAUUUCCUGCCGAUGAUGGUCUGCAACACGAAAGUAAAAGGGCUCCUGUACAGGAAUUAGAAAAGAGAGCUAUGUCUGUGGAGAACAUCCUUGAGAAAAACUUGGAGGGUGAUCAAUUCGAGAGUGAAGAUCAGUUUUUAGCUAAAUGGCAACAAGAUGUGCAGGUUGAUAAGGCAGAGUCUAUUGUGCCCCAAAAGUCAGAGAAAAAAGGCUCUUAUUUUCAUGAAUCUUUGGGUAAAGCCCAAAAUGAAGAAGCAGCAGCUUUAAAAGAUCAAAGGGAAUCCUCAUUUACAAAGAAUUCAAGAUCUUCAUUCAAAGAAAAACAUUCACAUGAACUCUCAGGUGAGAGUGAGUUACAUUUAUCACGAGAAAGAAUAAAUGAGUUAAAAAGUGAAAGCGAUCCUGUGAGUGAAAAAGAGGCAUUGACCCAGUGUAUAAUGAAAUGGCAACAAGAUGUUUUGACUGUGCAAGAACAGGCUGUUGACCUAGAUCCUGAUUGGGGUGGUGUUACUGAGAGUGCUUUAGAAAGAGCAGCAUAUAAAGAUGUUGAGGUGGAAGAGAUGAAUAGGAGAUCACCACAGAGAACAGCAAAGGAGAGGUGCUUUAGUGAUGUUUCUUCUCAGUCCUAUGUAACUGAUAGGUCUAAAACACAUAAGCAGAUUCUUUCUGAAGCUGAUAGUGAGAAGUUAAGGACUGAAAGUGACUAUUUUGUCAGUGAGGAGGAGGCUCUAGCAAAGCGUAUUAAAAAAUGGCAACAAGAUGUUCCAAUUGAGCAAGAAGAAAGUGUUGAAUUAGAAUCUAAUUGGGCCAUUUCAGAGCAUGUGCAGUCUUCUGUUGAAACACCUGAGACAAUGUUGACGUCCACAGCUUCACCAACUGGAAAAGUUCUGUCGUAUACAAAGCCUGAGCAGUUUGUGACCGAUAAAAUUAGUACAGAUGUGACUGGAUGUAUUGAAAGCCGAUAUUUGGGUAAUAAGGAUGUAGUUCAGCGGCAUCAUGGUAAUGUAAAAGAUGUGACAAUGCCUAGACAGGAUCCUGAUGUAAUAAAGCAACAGAAAACCCUCUCAAAACAAGAAAUCCCCAGUGCUACUCCCACUGCAGGGAAAAUCUCUACGAGUAUAGUAAAACCGGGAGCACCUGUAUUUGUGACAACGUUAAUUCCAGAGGUUGAGGUAAAGAGAGGUGAGAUGACUGAACUAAGUUGCCAAUUCCAGGGAGAUCCCCCACCCUCUGUUUCAUGGCUUAAAGAUCGACAUCUUAUAAUGAGAGACCCUGAUUUUGAUGUUCGUUCCAAAGCAACUUCAUCGACACUGACCAUUUAUUAUCCAACUAUUGACCAUCAAGGUCUGCUUACUUGUAAUAUUGCAAACAAACAUGGAAAAGCAAGUACAUGUUGCAUAUUCAAAGUAACUGAAGAUGUUCUGUCAAGGACAGAGAUUGGACCUCCUCAAGAGGUUAAAGUAACAGAUGAGUCAGUGUUCACUGAAGAAGAAAUGAUUGAGGAAGAACUCAAGUCACUAACGAAACCUAAGAUAGACAGCAAAUACACAUUGCAGGUGCCUCAGGCAGUCAUCCACAUACCGCAAACUUCAGACUCGUCUAUUCAUUCCUCACCAGUUGAGAUCAGAAUAACUGCUCCAACUCCAGUGCUAGAGAUUGUUGAUGAGGCUAAAGGCACAUUUGGGCCUGUUACACAAACCUCAGAGUCUCCGGCUGAUGAUGGGACCUCUCAAACCAUGAAGCAUAAGUUCAAAUUUUCUUUUGAUGAUGGUCGUGGAGCUCCCCAGGUUGUUAGAGAACUAGAGAACAUUAGUGCUUCAGACGGGCAGACUGCUAUGCUUGAGUGCAUCAUUAUUGGUGAACCAACACCUGAGGCUGUCUGGUCCCAUGAUGAUAUUUGCCUUGAUCUUAAUACCAGUAAAUAUAGAUUUGAGGUACAAGACAAAUGUUACAGCCUUUUUAUUGACAAUUUUACUUGUCUUGAUGCUGGAACAUAUAGAUGUAUUGCAGCUAACAAAUUUGGGCAGGUUGAAAGUGUUGCUGAUGUGUCUUUUGAUUCUGCAACUUUGGACUCUGGAUUUUCAUCCAUUGCCAUGUCAGAGGUGGAUAAUCAAACUAGAUCUUUUGGCGUAUUUUCAGAAAUCACCAAAGUUGGAACAAAGACUUUAUCAAGUUCUUCCACAACAUCCAAAGGUAUUACUCAAAAAAGUGAGGAUGUUCUUCAUUAUGAACAUUUCACUUCAGUUAAUCCUGCUGGAUUUCAAGAUAUUAGCAAAACCGAUGAUCCCCGUUACCCACAGCCAGAUGCUCCCAAACUCAUCAAGCGCAUUAAGAAAACUGCUUCAGACAUACCUGUAAUAACAGGCUGUGGUUUGCAGUCAUCUGGGGCAGAGGUUAAAGUAACAAAAUUAAAACAAGCAUUUGAAGCACCAACAUAUUUUAUAGAUGAGCCUGUUGAGCCAACAGUACAAACAAAGGAUGAGUCAUCUUUUCCUAUAGAAGAUAUCCCAGAGUUUUCUCUUGAGCCUGAUCAAUGUGAAAAGGAACAAACAACUUCAAUUCUCUGUAGUGAGGACAGGAUGGAAGAUCCUACUUUGACUGCAGUUAAGAUCUUCCCAUUAAGAGCUUUGCCAGAUGUCACAGAGGCAGUUCUUGACAACACAGAAUAUACUUUAGAAGAAAAGUCAGAGAUGAGAAUGUCUUCCAUAGAAUCAAAAUUAUUUGACUCGCAACAUUUUGUAUCUUUAGCAAAUGUUACUGAGGUCCAGCACUCGCCCACUUUAGUCAGACCCCAGGCUAGAUUACCAGAGAAAAUUAACCCAAAAGAUAGUUCUGUUAGCCCUAAAACAGUUCCGGAUAGCACAGUUGAGCAAAUAAUUAUACAAGAGGAGGUAUGUGUUAGGCAAAGUGGCAUUGAUAACUCUGCUCAAGAAGCUGCCAUGUCAGAUACCAAGGCACAGUCAAUUGAAAUAACUGAGUCAAUAAAAAUAGGCACCAUUAGUAUUCGAAGAGCAGACGAUGAGGACGUGCCACUAGAUAACAUCAAUCCAGUUAAUAUAAAACAUGAUAGGACGAAAGCCACAGAUAUAGCAAAACUAGUUAGUGUAAAAUCCAAAAUUGAGGUUGACAGAGCAUCACAAUCUGACUCAGAUUACCCUUACCAAACACAGAGACUGCAACAGCAACAGAAAAAACCUGCUAGGCUAGCGGUUGUUGGUGUUCCCAAACUUGAGGAAGAAGAAGUAACUUUUAGUGCUGUUUAUGACUACUAUAACCCACCAACUGAUUGGGGAAGGCCUUUGUCUCCAGAGUCAGAAAUGUCUAUUGAAGUAGGUAGCACAGUCAGUGAAGAGAUGGCAGAAAUAGAACGGUUCUACACACCAGCUUCAUCCACAGAAAUUUCUCAAAUUCAGAAGUCACCACAAUCUUUCCAUACCCCCUCAGAGACUCCAGGGGGUGUCAUGACUCCUCCCGAGUAUCCGUUUUCCCCUUUGGAAGACAAGAGACCCUCAUCUAGCUCUAGUGAAGAUUUUUAUUCCCCGGCGAAAUUUCUCAAUUCUCCAGAUGAUGAGGGUAUUGAAACAACUCCCCCUGUGUUUACUAUCGAUGAGGGUAUGAUUCUUCCAGAAGGACGUGGGUCACUAGGUUUGGGGACACUUCAGGAAAAGGUUCAGGGAAUUCCUCCAGCUUUCCUUAAGCCACUUACAAAAAGAAGAGUUUUUGAAGGUGAUUCCUUACAGUUCUGUGCUGAAGUAUUUGGACUACCCACUCCAGAAGUGAAAUGGUUUAUAAACAAAACUGAGCUUGAGGCAGAUGAGAGGAUUAGUAUUGAACGAGAUGGUGAUAACAUUGCUCUGGAAAUUAGGAAUAUCACAAAAGCUGACCAAGGGGAAUAUAUCUGUGACGCUCUUAAUUAUGUUGGUGAGGCAAAAAGUGUUGCUUUGGUUGUUGUUAUUUCUCAGGAAGCAAGGCAAAUGCUACCCCCUCCUGCUGUUACCCAUCAGCAUGUCAUUGAGUUUGAUGUCGAGGAGGAUGAGGAUCCGUCAAGAUCUCCCUCUCCUCAAGAAAUCUUGUUGGAGGUUGAGUUAGAUGAGAAUGAGGUGAAAGAAUUUGAAAAACAGGUAAAAAUUGUCACCAUUCCAGAGUAUACAGCUGAUAACAAAAGUAUGAUCAUAUCCCUUGAUGUUCUGCCAAGCAUGUUUGAAGAAGGGGCUGUGGAUUUUAUAACUCAAGAAAGUGAUGAAUUAAAAAUAGCUUUUGAAGUUACAGAAAUGCCUCCACGUUUUAUAAACCCUAUUUAUGACAUUGAAACACCCGAAAACACCAAUGUAAUGUUUGAAUGUUCCUUAAUGGGUAUUCCCUCACCAAUAGUGUCAUGGUACAAAGGAAAUGUAAAGAUUCCUAUGGAUAAGAAAAAGUACAUCUGCAGCUCAGAUAAUGAUAAUCAUUUUUUGAAGAUUCUCAAAGCCAACACACAUGACAGUGGCAUAUAUAUAUGCAGAGCCAUUAAUGUUGUUGGUGAAACACUUUGCAGGGCGUCACUUAUGGUUAUGAAUCCACAGUCAUUCUCAGGCAAAACAAGGGGAAGAGAACUAACUGCAGUUUCUCUUGGUAGUGCAAAAGUUCAGCCUCAGAAAUUUGACUUGGUUGUUGGGAACUCAUCAUUUGAUGGAGAACAGACAUCAGAAUUAGAGCUUGAAUUUGAGUUCCAACAGGAAUCUGAUGAGUCUCAGAAAGCUGUCAGACUGGUUGCUGUUACUGAUAACGAGACAAGUGAGCAAGGAGAAAAAUAUGUUAGUAUUAAUUUUGAUGUCUUUGCGGAACCCUCAAAAGAUGACAAAAUAGAAUUCAAAGGCAAAUCAACAAACACUUGUAGUUUUCAGUUUCAGGUCACUGAAAUCCCCCCAAAAUGUAUAAUCCCACUGCAAAAUGUCACUGCAGCUGUAGGUACACCUGUAAUGCUUCAGUGCUUGGUGAGCGGCAAACCUAAUCCUACAGCAGAGUGGUACAAAGAUGGUGCUCCAGUAAAAAAUGCUAGAUAUAUUAUCCAGGAGAAAGCAUCAGGGCAUUUCAAUCUGCUUAUAACAAAUGUAACUCACAGUGAUGCUGGCGAAUUCAAAUGUAUUAUCCAAAACAAAGCUGGUUACACAGAAACAACUUCGUUGUUGAAAGUGUUUUAAUUUGACAGCAGUUUAAAAAGUUAAUUGAUUAUGAAACAAUGUCAAGCAGGUUUGUUGUUUUGUUUACUUUGAAUAGAUGUAAUGUAGUACGCAAUUUUUUUUUUAUGUAUUACAAUUGUACAUUAUUGUGAAAUUAUGUAUAGAAACUUUUGCUUAAUCUGCAGUCAAAAUUGUUUUUCAUUAUUAUAUAUUUUAAUUAUCCCUAAUUUAUUGAAAAGACACGAUUUGAUCCUCAUUUACUCUUGAGUAAGUCUUCUUUUUUAUUGUUUUCCUCUCUGGUGGUGUCCUGGGUCUUUCUUUUUGUUGGUGAAUUGAGUUCAGGUGAAUUUCAAGCACCGUUUUGAAAGAUCUAAUAAAAUUUCUUGACAAUGCAUGCCCCAAAUAGUAGAUAAAAGUAAAGUAAAGUUUUCAAAAAGUGUUUUAAUUAAAAUUGCAUGAAUAUUAAU